Messenger RNA from Daphnia magna, 3763 nucleotides. RefSeq names its product putative transcription factor capicua. The record is from RefSeq and is a predicted model, not a curated record. Gene Ontology annotation, biological process: cell differentiation; regulation of DNA-templated transcription; anatomical structure morphogenesis. Gene Ontology annotation, molecular function: RNA polymerase II cis-regulatory region sequence-specific DNA binding; DNA-binding transcription factor activity, RNA polymerase II-specific. The transcript is spliced from 5 exons. Bases 497 to 1843 code for a protein of 448 amino acids. NCBI's taxonomy places the organism in Eukaryota, Metazoa, Arthropoda, Branchiopoda, Diplostraca, Daphniidae.
UGGUGUAUAUUAGCCCCAGCGGAAACGGCCAUAGCUUUUCGUCGUCCUUUUUUCUCUCACUACAUCCUCAGCAGCCCGUCUGGUGUGUUCGUGCGCUCCAUCGCUCUCCCAAUUUCGAGUAUCCGUCUCUCCAAUUUCUUUAUUUUUUAUUUGUGCACUCGCUUCCAGCUCUCCCCCCCUCCUCUCCACACUCCUCAGCCACUACACACACAAGACACUCGACCACCGUGUCAACGCCAAUCUACUCCGCAAAUCAAACGAGGUGUCAUCGCAAAAAGGACAUUGUUUCCAAGUGUGGCCCAGUAUAUAAAAAAAAAAACUGUCAGUGAAAAUUUGCAUGUGAAAAAAAAAGAGAACAAAAAACAAAAUUCGUCGACAAUUGAAAAGUGAGUGAUCAAGUGGCUUCUUUAAAGAGAACAUCUAGCAGCCAAAAAAUAGCCACAACUAGUCGUCGAUCAAAAACAAAAACAAACAAAGAAAAACUCAAUUAACGGACAUGUGCGACGAAGGAUCACCGUUUGGACUGUCGAGCGCUUUAGACCGGUUGAACGCCAUGAAUGCGUCCAUGUCAUCGCCGAGCCUAGCGGCCCAGGUGGCGGCCUAUCACCACCAACAGCAGCAGCAGCAGCAGCAACAACAACAGCACCACCAACAGCAGCAGCAACAACAUCAUCAACAGCAGCAGCAGCAGCAGCAGCAGCAGCAGCAGCACUUGCAACACCAACAAAGCCAACAGCUUGUGCGCAAUCAUCACAUGAUGCAGAGCUCUCUGGCGCACCAACACGCAGCCGCCGCCCAUCAUUUUGCGGCUUUCGGGCCGGUCGGUGUCCAUCAGCCGCAUCACCACCCGUCAGCCCAGCAUCACGUCGGCAACGUCCUCAAUUCGGUGCCGUCAUCCCCCGAGUCGUCGCCAUCGAGUUCGCCGAUUCCGCAUCAUCAACACGGCCAGCCGUUGCGCGAUCAUUCCAUCGGAUCGCUGUCCAUGAGCUCCGGAUCGUCCAUGAUCCACCACCAGCAAUCGAUGGUGGCUGGCAUGACGAUGGGGGGCAACAAGGGCGGCUGCGGCAAUAACAACAAGAACGCAGAGGAUCACAUCAAGAGGCCCAUGAACGCCUUCAUGGUCUGGUCUCGUCUGCAGCGCCGCAAGAUCGCGCAGGACAAUCCGAAAAUGCACAACUCGGAAAUAUCCAAACGACUCGGCGCUGAAUGGAAACUGUUGACCGAAGAUGAGAAGCGGCCAUUCAUCGACGAAGCCAAACGUCUCAGAGCACAACACAUGAAAGAACACCCCGACUACAAAUACCGACCCCGUCGCAAACCAAAGACACUUCGCAAAGAUGGCUACCCUUAUUCGCUACCUUAUCCAUCCGUUUCCAUGGACGCGCUUCGUGCAGGUAUGGCCAAUCCAAUGACGCAAAUGAACUCUUACUAUCCGGGGGCUGCAGCUGCCUACAGCUCAUUGAGCGCUGCUAGCAUGGCCGCCGCUGCAGCUGCUGCUGCCGCCCAACAAAAUGCCAUCGCCGGUCUUGGCCAAUCCAAAUUCACAACAGGUGGGCUCAUCGCUGGAUCGCUAUUCAGUCGAAGCGGAAAAAUAUCGCGCUGCUGCCGGUUACAUGGCAGGUCAUCACAAUCUUUACGGUCACGGCGCCGCACCGGUCGACCCCGUAACGGCCGCUGCCGCUGCAAAGUACCUGGAAUCGUCCGGCAAAGGAUUCAACACGAGCGGAAGCAGCAACGACGGUGGCUCGCAAAAGGGCUCCGCAUUUCUAGCGGAAUUGAGCGGAGGCAAAGCGAGCGACAGCGGCAACUACCCGAACAGCAACAACAACAAGAGCUACUCUGAGAACGGCAGCAAUAGCGACAAUUCGGCCGCAGCAAAGGCCUACCUAGAGACGGCCAAACUGUACAUGGAUUCGAAAAAUUACGCGGCCGAAGUGCAGAGGGCCUACAUGGACGCGGCGGCCAAAUCCAUCUUACGGCGACGGCAAGAAUGUUCAACACGACCAGCACAACAGCAGCAGCAACUCUGAGGCGGCGGCGCUGCAUCGAUGGACGGCUCAGGGACCAUCAAGGGCGAACGCUCCGAUGGAUCCUCUCCGUCGGCCAUCCAUUCGUCCAGCUCUCCAUUCUCAAACCCGUCGGCUUUGGCCAACUAUUACAGUCAAGCGGCCGCGGCGGCCGCUGCCGGACAGGCCGCCAGUAGUUCUGUGGCCAACGGUGCGGCCGCCGCAGCGGCCCUUUCGGGCAUCGUUCCUCUCUCCUUAUCGCAAUACGCCCCGCCCACCGGAACCUACCCAUCACCUGGCGAGUACAGACGACCAUUACCCGUCAUUUUCUAAAGGAGAUUUUCAAUUCUUUUCGAAAAAAAAAAAAAGAGAGAGAAACCAUUCCCUACACUUUAGCUGUCAAAUAACUGCAUCGCGUUGAUGCGUUACGACAUGAUUCAGCAUUGAAAUUUCCUUCUUGUUUUUGUUGCUUUUUUCUUGUUUGACAAAAAGAAAAGAAAAGAAAAGAAAAAAAUCUUUGCUACAAUAGCCUGUAAGUAGAACAGUUUCAAUUAUUUUGACGGUUGAAGUGUUUCCCAUUGAAACGAGAUUCCGAGAAAUUAUUAGAAGAUAAUAAUGGGAAAUAGAUUCAAAGGGCGUCUUUAGUUAGAAACCUUGAGGGAUACGCCCCCCCCCAUCUGCUUUUCAUCCUUCAAUCUCUGAAACAAAAGCAAAAUGACUUCAACACCAUUCUAAUAUCUGUGAUUCGUGUCGUAAAGUUUGUCUGCCCUACGCAGAACAAAACAAAAAUAUAUACAUAAAAAAAAAAAAACGCAAAAAACAAACAAAAACAGAUUCAAAACAAAUAGAACAAAACAAAGUAAUGAACUCAAAUUUUCAUUGAAUAAGAAUGACAAUGUCCUUUCCCCCAUCCCCUCUCCUGCCACUCCCUACGUGAUUUUUUUUUAAAAUCUGGAACGUAUUUCACGAAAUUUCAUUUGCAAACAAGGUAACACUCCCCUCCCACCCCAAUCACGCUGUAUUAACUCUUAAUUGGAAUUUGUUAUUAACCAUAAAAGUAAAUAAAAUAAAAUCGAUUUCUUGGUUUGACGUUUGCACUUUGAUCGUCUUAAAAAAAAAGAAUUUAAAAAAAGAAAAAAAAAAAUGUAAACAACCACAGCUUUGAUGUUCCUCACUUGUGUAUUUGGAAGAGAAUUUUAGUUUUUUUUUUCUAAUUUAAUGCAAUCGUUUAAAAAAAAAAUUUGUUCUCUUGAUUGUGAUUUCCCAAUGUUUCAAAUUCGUCUCGCCUCCAUUUCAUUAUGUUUGGCUAUUUGUGUUACGCUCCCAUUCCCUACUGUUCCAUCAUGUCGGUCGAAAUUCAUUUUUGUUUUCUUCUUCUUCUUCUCACAAUUCAAAUCGAUUGCAAUUUUCCGUCUUCGACUUCACACGUUUCGUUUCUUUUAUUUUUUGUUGUGUGCAUUGUUUGUUAUGAAAUAAAAUUCCUUGGACGACAGGAAACCACAAACUAUACAUACGCCAGUGUAAUCGACUCAUUUGACUACACGUCCCCAACUCUUGCGAUAAUUCGUCGUGUUGCAUAGAAAUCCUGACAACAAAAUUCCUCUCUUUCUUGUUGAUCCUCUUCCCCCCCCCCCCGUCCUGUUUCAUUUAAGUUUCCAUUCGAGAUUGUCUUUUUUUCUGGCCUCUCUCUCUCUCUUUUUAAAAAUUGAAUAUUACCUAUCGUUGUACAGCCCUCCCUUUCGAGAGAAAAAACAAAA